Molecule: messenger RNA, 2405 nt
Organism: Phalaenopsis equestris
Lineage: Eukaryota; Viridiplantae; Streptophyta; Magnoliopsida; Asparagales; Orchidaceae
Exons: 6
Coding region: 66-2063 (665 amino acids)
Molecular function (GO): chromatin binding
Source: RefSeq, a predicted model, not a curated record
UCACCAUCUCCGCCGCGGUGGCGGAGUGCUUUGUAGCGGCCGUUUCUAGGGUUAGGGUUUUGGUUAUGGAUUCCCGGUUUAAGGUUUGGCUGCGAUGGGAAGAAGAGAUGGUGUGCAACGAUCGUGGGCGGCGAGUGGUGCACUAUUAUGUUAGGGACAAUCGCGGCGGGCGAGAUCUGGCGGUUGUAGGGCGGGAGAAGAGUGCGCGCCAUAUGGUGUUUGCUGUUCAGGCGAAGUUUUUGCAGUCUGUGAUUAGGUUGUCGGAGACUGCUUCGCCUUACGCGUUUAAUUUAGCAGCAGCUGCUCUGCCGUCUGAUCUGAAGUUGCGAUCUCGGAGACAGGUUGUGGAUUGGCUCUCCUUGCUCGUUUCAGAUUCAACGCCAUAUGGAUUGUCCCCAGUUUUGGAUAGAUACUCUGAUGAUGAAGAUGCCUCACCAGCCAGUAUUCCUAUUUUCAAGAUUCUUUCCUCUGGUCAAAUAAGACACCAUUCCGAAGAUUGUUCAUGGUUAGGUUCUUCAUGGGAUUGUAGGAAACGCUGGAAGCAUUAUCAAUCCUUUUGCAGAAAUGGAAUUAAAAUAUCUGUUCAUGACUUUAUCUAUGUUCUAGCGGAAGGUAAUAAGAGGCUGGUUGCAUAUAUCGAAGAUUUAUAUGAGGAUGUGAGGGCCAAUAAAAUGGUUUCGGUACGGUGGUUUCAUAAAGUUGAUGAGGUUAGUAUUGUUUUGCCACCCGACACUAAUGACAGAGAGAUUUUCUUCUCUCUUUGCCUUCAACAUUUCAGUGUUGAAUGCGUGGAUGGGUUGGCCGCGGUACUUUGUUUCGAGGACUUUGACAAGUUUCUGAAAGAGCCUCAACACAGAUCCAGCUCCUGGAACCCUUUUCUAUGCCGUCGGCAGAUCUGCAAUGAUAAUGUUGAGCCUUUCGAUAUCACUCAAGUCCAAGGUUAUUGGAGUCAGGAUCUACUUCGUUCCAUGUACCCUUCUCAUCUUAAAUUACGGCUGAAGAUAAAAUCUCGCCCCAAUGGCUCUGACAUUCUGCUAAAUUGCAAUCGAAAAUCUCAUUUGAAUGUUGGACGUGUUGACUUUGAAGGAGUAGUUAAUGAUAUCGACAAAGCAAAAAGUUUGAGCGUCAAAAAUGGAUUUGAAAGGAGGCGGAAUGCGAUAGCUCCGGGGUUGGAAAUUGAGCUGCUUUCGCAGGACAGCAGCAUCAGGGGCUGCUGGUUUCGCUGUGUUGUUCUCAAAAGACGCCGUGAUAAAAUCAAGGUUCGGUACCAAGAUGUAGAAGAUGCUGAUGGAACUGGCAAUUUAGAGGAAUGGGUUUUGACGACGAGGAUUGCUUCGACGGACAAAUUGGGGAUCCGCAUAUGUGGAAGGCCAAUAGUUCGUCCGAGCCCGCCGAAGGAAAAUGAGAGUUUAUGCAGUUAUGAACUUGGGGAAGUUGUUGAUGCGCGGUGGCAUGAUGGAUGGUGGGAAGGAAUUGUUAUAGGCAAUGUUGGUGAAGGAAAAAUAUGUGUAUAUUUCCCAGGAGAGCAGCAAACAUCCACCUUUUCUCCUGGAGAAUUGAGACCCUCUCAAGAUUGGGUUGAAAACAAAUGGAAUCACAUCAAGGCCAGGCCUGACAUCGCUGGCCUUCUACUCUCAAGACUUGACCAUGAGAAGUGCAGCGACUGCAUUAACUUCCUGUCUUCGCCCUCCAACGCCCAGAUGGAAGCAGAACCAAGACAAGCGAAAGAAGAUUCCUCACCUCCUGCUCGCACCGAAACACAUGCAUCACAGCUCAUUAGGAGUCAUCUCUCGGAGAAAAUGGAACGAAAUUCGCCUCAUCUUGUCAGCAGUUUCAUCCAUGAUGGCUUGAGGUGGAGUGCUUCAAGGAAAAGAACACUUAAGGGGCAGAUUGAGAAGAGGUUUUUGAGUAAUAAAAGACUGCGUUUUGAUUUGAGCCACAAAUCCAGCAGCCCAUUUCUAAUACCAAAAUCUUUGAAGCUAGUGGACCAAGAGAACUGCAAGAGUGGUGAUCCUUUGUUUGGCGCACCAAUGGCUCUCUGUCCAAACUUGGUCAUGACUUAGCAGAUUGAUGUCUCAGCUGUAUAGUAGAAUUCACUGAUUUUAGCUUUUUUUUUUUUUUACCCUUGUUCUUUAUACUACAUCACCGAUGACCACAUUGUCCAAAAUGUGGAAUUGGAACAUUGGAAGAGUGGAGCAACCAUUGUACAAUGCUUAGUAUGUAUAAUUUUAGUGUAGAAUGAGCUAAAACAAUGGAAAGAAAAUCUAACCAAAUCCCUCAGGUGUGGGGAACUGUGAUGAGUAGCGGAGCCGUUAAAGCUUUGUAACAUUUCUUCUUACCGACUAUUUUUGUUGUCACAAUUUUGAAUGCAACCGAAGUGAAUCUUCGCCAUUUUCUUUUCUCUG